Molecule: messenger RNA, 942 nt
Organism: Pichia kudriavzevii
Lineage: Eukaryota; Fungi; Ascomycota; Pichiomycetes; Pichiales; Pichiaceae
Exons: 1
Coding region: 1-942 (313 amino acids)
Cellular component (GO): membrane
Molecular function (GO): lipase activity
Source: RefSeq, a predicted model, not a curated record
AUGACAACAACCAUUCCACUUCCUUACACAUGUAAAGAAAUAGCUCCUGUGGAGACGGACCUUACUCUCGACGAUUGUGUCUUCCGUACAUAUACUUGGAAUGCAUCCAAGGAUAAUUGGAAAGGUCGAGUAAUUUAUAUUCACGGAUACCGUGAUAGGCAUGAAUUCAUAUAUGAAUUGGCUGAAAAGGUUGCUAAGACAGGUUUUGAUUUUUUCUAUUUUUACCAGAGAGGUGAAGGUGAAACCAGGUUGGUCAAUGACGAAAAAGGUGUUAGUGAUGAUUAUUAUGCCUAUAAGGGUAUCGAUGACAUAAUCGAGUAUAAUGUUAGUCAUUUAAAGAAGAAAAACCUUCCUCCAAAAUUGCAUCUCAUGGGUCAUUCGAUGGGUGGUGGGCUAACCCUAAAUUAUGCUUGUCACGGAAAAUAUAAGACUGAAAUUAAAUCAUUUUCAGCUACUGAUCCUUUGAUCUUGCUUCAUAAAGAUACUUAUCCCGGUAUUUUUGUUGAACUUGUUGUCAGAGCUAUAUGUAGUUUUAAGUUUGGCAGGUACAAAAGAGUCAAAAGUCCAUUAAGGGCAGAGUUCAUGACUGCCGAUCCGGUGUAUCUCGAGUACUUGAAUAGUAUUACUAACCCAGAAGGUUUAGAUGGCGCUUUCGUUGAAACCAGAGAUUUCAUUUUGAGGGGAAGAAAGCUGCUAUCUCCUGAGAUCUACACUCAAAUUGAUAGAAAUGUCCCUCUAUUAAUUUGUCAAGGUGAAGACGAUCAUAUUUGUGAUCUUUUUGGUAGCAAGAAAUUCAUCGAUUCGCUUAACUCACUCCCAGAUAUGAAAAAUAAGGCGUUGAUAACAUAUCCAGAGGGUAAACAUUGUAUCACCAUGGACAUACCCGCAGUUCGAAACAAAGCCAUCGAAGAUCUUGUCCAUUUUGUGGAAAAGAAUGCGUGA